AUGAGCAAAACCUCCAUCCGUUCGGGCCUUCAACUGACUACCCAUCUUAUCGCUCGUGGUGUUGAGCCUGAUGACGCUUUUGAGCUUGUUGCCCGUGAUACCCAGGCCGAGCUUGAGGAACGUAACGAAGAAGACGAGCUAGAGGCUCGUAAUCUGCUUGAAGAACUUGACCAGCUCGGUAUCCUUGUCCGCCAGCCUAAGAAGGAAUCUGGUCCUAAGCCUAAGCUGAUACCUAAAACUACAUCGACCAAGAAACCCAGAUCUGAACCCACAGGCCGAGCUUACAUAGAUCGAAGGCGCCAUCUAUUCGAUGAACUUGACGAGCGCGAUAUGUAUGAGGAGGACGGAUAUUUAUCUAUCCUCAGCUAA
Clonostachys rhizophaga is the source of this 369-nucleotide messenger RNA. The record is from the annotation of a GenBank genome assembly. Lineage: Eukaryota; Fungi; Ascomycota; Sordariomycetes; Hypocreales; Bionectriaceae.